AUGCAUUGGUACGGUGACGCUCGCGAGGAACUGCCGGAUGGGAUCACACUGUGCGAAACGCAAGUCGCCGGUCACACAGCCGCACAGGGGUGCCUCGGGUUGCUGAAAUCGGCCACCGACGGGACGGUCCUGAAACCGACGGGAAAAGUACUCUGUGGCAUCCGAGAGAUUGGCUUCUAUGAACGGUUGGAAGCGGCCCAACGGUUGGAAAACGGUAGCGACAAUGACAAUGGUUGCUACGAUUGGAUGCUGCUAGAGCUAAGCAAAUUGGUACCACGUUACUAUGGACACCCGAAGCUGCCCAUCGACGGAAAGGAGGUGGAAUUUAUCCAGCUGGAAGACCUAACCGAGGGCUACGAGCGGCCGUGCAUAAUGGACGUGAAAAUAGGACGCCGCACGUGGGACCCACUGGCCACGCCUGAGAAGCGGAAAGCGGAAGAGAGCAAGUAUCGAGCGUGUCGGCAGCACCUUGGGCUAUGCAUCCCGGGCCUGCAGGCAUACUCCGUGCACGACCAUGGCCGACUGAUACGGCACGGCCGGGAUUAUGGCAAAAAGUUAACCGAGGUCAACAUUCGUGACGCAUUCCUAGUGUUCCUGAACGCCGAUCGGAAUGGGCACGUUUGCAGGGAACUGGUCGAGUCUUUGCUACAGGCUGUGCGUCCCAUCCAAGACUGGGCCCACCGGCAAACCACAUUCCGACUGUACUCAAGCUCCGUGCUGUUGGUGUACGAUGCGGCACGGCUAAAGCAAAAAAUCCACAAAAGUCUGACUAGAGAUAAUAUUUCCCCGGCUGCGAUGCAGCGGCCAUUGGCCGUGGCAAAAAUGAUCGAUUUUGCACAUGCCUUUACGACUGAAGAGUCGGAACCAGCUGCGGGUUCAGAGAGCACCGUAGACGCCAACUACAUACACGGAGUAGACAGUCUGGUGGCCAUAUUGGAACAGUUUCUCGAUAGCGGCCCGCUCUGAGAACCGCGUCCAAAGUUGUACGUGACUUAAGUAGGUAAACGUGUAACCAUACCAAAAUCCCAACAAAUUGCCAUUCACUUUUAGGCAUCGCGAGGAGGGUCCUCGCGGUGCCCCCUUUAGGUUUCGGCUCCUUUUACGAAUAUACUGCGUCAUACCAAACUGUGCACAACAAGCAUUUGGGGCACAAAGCCCGACUGAGGGCCUGAUGAAUAAAAGUAAAAGUAUC
This is a messenger RNA of Anopheles cruzii, 1192 nucleotides long. Its product is annotated as inositol polyphosphate multikinase-like. Gene Ontology annotation, molecular function: inositol tetrakisphosphate kinase activity; inositol-1,4,5-trisphosphate 3-kinase activity. The record is from RefSeq and is a predicted model, not a curated record. Bases 1 to 966 code for a protein of 321 amino acids. Lineage: Eukaryota; Metazoa; Arthropoda; Insecta; Diptera; Culicidae. The transcript is spliced from 2 exons. Gene Ontology annotation, biological process: inositol phosphate biosynthetic process. Gene Ontology annotation, cellular component: nucleus; cytoplasm.